Messenger RNA from Alosa alosa (allis shad), 5163 nucleotides. It is a transcript of the gene hk2, whose product is annotated as hexokinase 2. The transcript is spliced from 18 exons. The coding region runs from base 227 to 2989 and encodes 920 amino acids. Gene Ontology annotation, cellular component: cytosol; mitochondrion. The record is from RefSeq and is a predicted model, not a curated record. Lineage: Eukaryota; Metazoa; Chordata; Actinopteri; Clupeiformes; Clupeidae. Gene Ontology annotation, biological process: intracellular glucose homeostasis; glucose 6-phosphate metabolic process; glycolytic process. Gene Ontology annotation, molecular function: fructokinase activity; ATP binding; mannokinase activity.
UCAAUGACUCCAAUGACGCUAAAAUGCUCCAGACAAGUCACUUGGGAGAUGCGUGAAGUUGUAGAUGACUCAAUGCCUGUGUAUUCAUGAGUAGCCUCCGGAAAAGACCGAAUAUACUUCGGACGGAAAUGGUUGUCUAGUGGUACGAAAGUUUAGUAAAGAAGCUGGCCCUUUAGAAAAUUUAACACCUUCAUUUAUCACACAGGGAAAGAAGGGCAUUGCCACGAUGAUAGCCUCGCAUCUCCUGGCGUACUACUUCACAGAGCUCCACCAUGACCAAGUACAAAAAGUUGACAAGUAUCUGUACCACCUGCGUCUGUCUGAGGAGAAUCUGAUGGACGUAUCAUUGCGUUUCCGCCGUGAGAUGGACCGCGGCCUGGGUCGGGACACGAGCCCCACAGCUGCUGUGAAGAUGCUGCCCACAUUUGUGCGCUCCACCCCUGAUGGAACCGAGCAAGGAGACUUCUUGGCACUUGACCUGGGCGGGACCAACUUCCGUGUUCUGCUGGUGAGGGUGUCUUCCAACAGCAAGAAGCAGGAAGUUGAGAUGGAGAAUCAGAUCUACGCCAUUCCUGAGGACCUGAUGAGGGGUAGCGGCUCAGAGCUUUUUGACCACAUCGUUGAGUGUCUGGCCAUAUUCCUAGAGAAGCUGGGGAUCAAAGACAAGAAGCUUCCACUGGGCUUUACAUUCUCUUUCCCCUGUCAGCAGACCAAACUGGAUGAGAGUAUCCUGGUGUCAUGGACCAAGGGGUUUAAGGCUAGCGGUGUUGAAGGCAAAGAUGUUGUCAGCAUGUUAAGAGCAGCCAUUAAGAAGAGAGGGGACUUUGACAUUGACAUUGUGGCUGUGAUUAAUGACACCGUUGGCACAAUGAUGACCUGUGGCUAUGAUGACCACCACUGCGAAAUAGGCCUUAUUGUGGGCACAGGCACCAACGCAUGCUACAUGGAGGAGAUGCGCAACCUGGAGACGGUGGAGGGCGAUGAGGGUCGCAUGUGCGUCAACAUGGAGUGGGGCGCCUUCGGCGACGAUGGGGCGCUAGAUGACCUGCGCACCCCUUUCGACGUCGAAAUCGAUGCAGGCUCGCUCAACCCUGGCAAGCAGCUGUUUGAGAAGAUGAUUAGCGGGCUGUACAUGGGCGAGCUGGUGCGCCUUAUCCUGGUGAAGAUGGCCAAGGAGGAGCUCCUGUUCCAGGGCAAGACCACACCAGAGCUGUUGACAACAGGACACUUCCAGACAAGCUUCAUCUCCGCCAUCGAGAACGAGAAGAAUAAUCAGGGUUUGCUGAAUGCGGAGCAGAUCCUGCAGGGCCUGGGUCUGACCCCAUCGGCGGAGGACUGCGUGGCCACACAGCGCGUGUGUCAGAUCGUUUCCACGCGCGCCUCCCAGCUCUGCGCCGCCACCCUGGCCGCAGUCCUGCGCCAGAUCCGGGACAACAAGGCUGCCGAGAGGCUCCGCACCACCGUUGGCGUUGAUGGCUCUGUCUACAAGAACCACCCUCAGUUUGCCCGGCGACUCCAUAAAAUGGUGCGGAGGCUGGUACCUGACUGUGACGUACGCUUCCUGCGCUCUGAGGAUGGCAGCGGUAAGGGCGCCGCCAUGGUAACGGCGGUGGCAUACCGUCUGGCCAAUCAGCACGCCGAGCGGCAGCGCAUACUCGACAAACUGCGGCUGAGCCACGACCAGCUGCUGGAGGUCAAGAGGCGCAUGGCCGAGGCGAUGGAACGUGGUCUGUCCCGUGACACGCACGGCAAUGCCACCGUCAAGAUGCUGCCCACCUACGUUAGGUCCACACCCAAUGGCACAGAGCGAGGUGACUUUCUGGCUUUGGAUCUGGGUGGAACUAACUUCCGUGUGCUGCUGGUGAGGGUGCGGAGCGGAAAGAAGCGCAGCGUGGAGAUGCACAACAAGAUCUACGCCAUACCGCAGGACCUCAUGCAGGGCACUGGAGACGAGCUGUUUGACCACAUCGUCCACUGCAUCGCUGACUUCAUGGAGUACAUGGGGAUGAAGGGCGCCUCCCUGCCUCUGGGAUUCACCUUCUCCUUCCCCUGUCAGCAGAACCGCCUUGACGAGGGCAUCUUGCUGAAGUGGACAAAGGGCUUCAGGGCCACCGGCUGUGAGGGUCAGGAUGUGGUGACCCUUCUGAAGGACGCCAUCCACCGGCACGAGGAGUUUGAUCUGGACGUGGUGGCAGUGGUGAAUGACACUGUGGGCACUAUGAUGACCUGUGGCUAUGAGGAUCCAUAUUGCGAAGUGGGGCUCAUUGUGGGGACAGGCACCAACGCAUGCUACAUGGAGGAGAUGGAGAACGUGGAGCUGGUGGAGGGGAACGAAGGCCGUAUGUGCAUCAACAUGGAGUGGGGUGCCUUCGGCGACCACGGCGAGCUCAACGACUUCUGCACGACUUUUGACCACGCCGUGGACGAGCGUUCAGCCAACCCUGGCAAGCAGCAGUAUGAGAAGAUGAUCAGUGGUAUGUACCUGGGGGAGGUGGUGAGGAACGUUCUGCUGGAUUUUACUUCCAAGGGGCUGCUCUUCCGUGGCCGGCUCUCAGAGAGGCUGAAGACGCGUGGCAUCUUCGAGACCAAGUUCCUCUCACAGAUCGAGAGUGACCGACUGGCCCUGCGUCAGGUGCGCGCCAUCCUGCAGCACCUGGGCCUGACCAGCAGCACGUGCGACGACAGCAUCCUGGUGAAGGAGGUGUGCACUGUGGUGGCGCGCCGUGCUGCCCAGCUCUGCGCCGCUGGUCUCGCUGCCGUGGUCGACAAGAUCCGGAAGAACCGGCAGCUUGAGCACCUCCGUGUCACCGUGGGGGUAGAUGGAACGCUCUACAAGCUGCACCCCCAUUUCUCCACCAUUCUGCGCCAGACGUUGCGUGAACUGGCGCCGCAGUGCGAGGUGUCAAUCAUGCAGUCGGAGGACGGUAGUGGGAAAGGGGCUGCCCUCAUCACUGCGGUGGCUUGUCGCAUGCGAAACGAGGCCAAGUAGUGGAGACUGCACUAAAGAAGAAGAAGAGAUGAGGAAGGGGAAGGAGGGGUCUGAAAGGGAAACUAAAGAUGUCCUUGAGAGACUUUGCUGUGUUGCGCUGACGUGUGAUUGUGAUGAGGAAGCAGAUGGAAUGAAUGGGUUUUUUUUUUUUAUAUAUAACUCUUUUGGUGACGUGUAACACCUAAAUUAUGUGUGCCCAUUGCUAUUUAUGUUUUGGAUUUGAAGCAAGAGAUUAUUCCAGUGAUAAGAUAUUACUGUUCUGUAAUACAAGUGUGUCCCUUCCAACAUUACAGAUUCCUGUUUUAUACUGUGAACGUACAAUCGAUGGAGUUUUAAAUGUUGGUAAUCAAUGUGUAAUUAAUAAGACAGAGCUGCAAAGUUAGGUGUUUUUAAAAUGUAGUCAUUAGUUACUGUAAGAUUUUAUGAGAACAAGAGUCUUUGCACAGAAACAACAUUUGACAUUUCUUCAUGAUGUUCAAGAAGAGUUGUUUUGUUUAUCAGCUCUGAAUUGUGAACCUUCCAAAACACUUCACAUUUUAAACAUGUUCAGUGUGCAAUGAAUCUUAACUGAUUUUAUUUGAUUGGAUUGUGUUUUUCAUAUAAAGUGUGCAGGAAUCUGAAGUCAUGUUAAUUUUACUUGGAUAGUCUGUCGACAGAGACUUUAGAAAUGAUCUGUUGAGGUACAGGUUCAGUAUGUAAAAUUGUUGUUGAACAAUUACUGAACUUAAACUUAACCAAACCAUCCCUUAAUCUUAACUUAAACCAUACAUUUGUUUACACUGUCAACAGAUAGUUUAUUGAUAACCUAAGCAUCUAUAUAUCUGCAGGUUAAAGGGGACUAUCCCAGUAAAGCAUGACCAAAGUCAUUUGUUUGUGUUCUGGAAAGGGUGGAGCAGAGGUCAAUUAAGGGAACUGAAUGUUUGUGCUUUUAGUUAUGCUGUUACCAUGGCCAUCAGAAACAAAGAUGAUGUGUUAAAGUUUAUGUCUUUGUAUCUUCUUUGUAAAGUAAGAAGUUAUCUAGUGAAGUCAUGUCAUUCUUUUAAACUAGAAGUCACAUUUCUUGUUCCACUGAACUUUCAUUAUAAAUCAGUUAUUAUAACUAUUUAAUAUCAGUUUGUUUAAGAUGGAAAAACUGUUAGAAUAACCAAAACUAUGCUGUAGUCUAUUAUCUCAAGUGAAACCCAAAGGUCUGUUAACACCGACUUGGUAUUGAUAACCAGGUAAAUACAAUGUAAUGCUGUCACAAGUCAUUAGACUGAGAUUGUUGAUCUUAUGAAAAAGAAAAAAGUAAAACAUCCCCUCAAAAUGUUAAGUUCCCUAGGAUUAUUUUCUCUUUAGACUUUACUAGUGUUGGAGAGCCGAGAAGUCGACAGUCACAGAAGUUAUACACUCCCACACAUGAUGAUGUUUUCUAAACAAAGUUCAGGAGGAGCCCUUAGGGAUGAUUGACAGCAAUUAACUCACCUGUCUUCCUCCGCCUCCAGGAUAUUUAAGCUGGCCUCCUUAUCCAUACGUCACACGCCCCAGCGUUCGCAAAAUUACCCCCACACAGUUGUCCCCCCCACUCCUUCAUUUCACUGUUAGCCCAGUUACUCAUCCUUCUUACACAGGGGGUGCAAGUGGCCAUUGCUCUAUCACAAUCUCUGCUUCAGACAUUCCAGAAUCACGGGCAGCUACCAUGCCAAACACAUGCUUAGCUUAUACAUUCAGCAUAGCAAUCAUACCGACGGGCAAACUAGUAGACAAAAUUUAAUUUCAUAAACAACAUUUGAGUUCUUCGACCUACCUCAGGUUAUAUAGACUACAAAAGCAAACACCCGUUUCUAGCCACAAGUACCUUCUCACUGAGUUAUGUGUAAACAUUCAUUUUCAACUAACAAAACCACCCACCCAUGCAGUGCUUAUGUGCAACAAUUUAUUUUUAGAUUGAGCACUGAUUCUGUCAUGUUUUGUUUCCAAAGAUGGCAGUCUCUGGCUGUAUAUCUUUCUUUGUAAUCUCACAACAUAUUGUCCAAAAAGUAAGGCCAUGGCAAUAAAGUGUAAUGUUAACAACUUCUACCAACAGAAUCAUAUUAGUCAUAGAUCCUGACUUCUACAUGUUUGUGUCUGGGUUAACAUCUGCCCCCUGUAUGCGUCAUUGGCUGAGAAUGCGUCAUUAAAACUGCCUGAUGAAA